CUGUGCCCCAGCUUGACGGGGGCAUCUCUUCUUCAAGCCUGCUUGAAGGACUCCACGGCCUCACCUAGCCGCCGCAAGUUCCUCGUGGAAACCGAUCAUGUUCCUCCCGUGGCCACCCCGAGAUCGCGUCGUGUGUCACAGGAAGGACCAUGAUCGAGCUCGCCCUGCAGAGCUCUGGCCUGUUGAAUGCGGUUGCGAACGAGGCGCUCUGUGACGAGGGCUCUGCCGGUGAUGGGCCUCGGGAACCCGUUCGAGAUUCCAGCGGGACAGUUAGUGGAGCACAGCGGCGAACGCCUCUUGCAGAUCGCCGAGGAUACACAAAUGGAAGAAGCAUGGUGGAAACUCUCUCUCGCCGCCCAACUCAGCACCAGGGCCGAAUGACCUUGGCCUGGAAGGGCACUAUGCGCCUUCGAGCCGACAACCGAGAGAGCCAAGCCAGCCAGCGAGUGGCUCACUUCAUGAAAGCGCUUGCUCGGCACGGAAAGAAGUUGGACCGUCUUGUAGUGCUCUUCGGCUCUGACCGAUACUAUGAGAGAAGUACCCACGCCCCGCCGUCAGCGAAUCCAUUCCAUCGCUCCAACAACAGUCGUUCAUACCGUUCUUCGGCGACCGUUCAACAACAUGGACAAGACGUGGCACACGCACCCUACCCGGGGGGUGCGGGAGGAGAGGUGGAUGCAGAUGGAUGUGUAGAGGAGGAAGAAGAGGUGGCCUUCGACAUGAAAGGCCAGGGGCACGUCUGCACCAUGGGUGUGUUCAGCGGCGUGUGGCCACAUCCCGUGGUGCGGACGUCCCCUACUUGAUCGGCCGUGGAGGCAGGACGUUCACCGCGAAGAUCGAGCAGCACGGGCUUGGUUUUCGGCCGAUCAUCUGUCUUUCGUUUGGCGACAAUCACAGCAUGAGCAAGACCUGCAAGGACUUUGAUUUCGAUCCGGCAAACAUAAGCACCACCUCCCAGUCCGAUGAAAACUCUAGCAGCACCCCGAGUAGCGACACGACCGACGCCUCCGAUUUGUCGUCCCCUCCUCCGCAACCCUUCGUGUCGUGGACAGAGACCCCGAGACAUUCUGUAGCCUCUCAAUGGAUUCUUGAUUUUCUCUUUAUACA
Messenger RNA from Trematosphaeria pertusa, 1107 nucleotides. RefSeq lists its product as uncharacterized. The coding region runs from base 150 to 803 and encodes 217 amino acids. The transcript has 3 exons. The record is from RefSeq and is a predicted model, not a curated record. Lineage: Eukaryota; Fungi; Ascomycota; Dothideomycetes; Pleosporales; Trematosphaeriaceae.